GCGAGUGAUGGCUGUGUGCAGGGGACGGCAUCUUUUUUUCAUACUAUUUUCUUUACAAGUAAGACCGAUACAAAGGCGCGGCACCCAAGACCAAGACCAAAUCGGACCGUCAACAAAGUCAGCUGUUGCGGGACAUAUGUGGCCUCGGUCCUGCUUACAGAAGAAAUGAGCAUAUGAUGAUCCCAGAGAAGGUCAAACUAGUAAUUACAUAUUUGUGAGGCUGGACCUGUGAGCAGCCAAGGGGUCAAGAUGUUUUCUGCCCUGCGCAAGUUGACGGGGAGGGGGGAGGGGGGCCCCGGAAGCACCACCUCUCCCCCAGGAAUGCAGGCUAUGGCAGCCUCUCUUCAGCGACGCUUCGCCCGAGGGGUUCAGUACAACAUGAAAAUAGUUAUCAGGGGGGACCGCAACGUGGGGAAGUCAUGCCUCUUCCGCCGCCUUCAAGGUCAGCCUUUCCAUGAGGAGUACAUUCCCACAGAGGAGAUUCAGGUGGCCAGCAUACAGUGGAGCUACAAGGCCACUGAUGAUGUUGUCAAGGUGGAGGUUUGGGAUGUUGUCGACAAAGGAAAGAAAAAGAAAAAGAUUGAAGGCCUCAAGCUGGACAACAGCAGCCUUGAGUUUGAGGAGCCUGCCUUGGAUGCAGAAUUUCUUGAUGUGUAUAAAGGAACUAAUGGUGUCAUCCUUAUGCUGGACAUGACCAAAAACUGGACCUUCGACUAUGUGCGUCGGGAGAUAGUCAACGUGCCGAGCCACAUUCCCGUGUUGGUGCUGGCCAACCACCGCGACAUGGGCCACCACAGGGUUGUGUCUGAGGAUGAUGUUCGAUUCUUUGUGGAGAGCUUGGAGAGGCCUGAGGGAGCUGCAGACAUCCGUUACACAGAGUCGUCAAUGCGUAAUGGGUAUGGUUUGAAGCUGCUUCACAAAUUCUUCAAUCUACCAUUCCUCCAGCUGCAGAGAGUCACACUCCUGAGGCAGCUGGAAACCAACACUGCUGAAAUUGAAGCCACAGUGCAGGAGCUUGAUGUGUAUCAGGAGAGUGAUGAUGCUGACUAUGACAUCUUCCUGAGCCAACUGACUGACAGGCGCAGGGAGAAGGCCGAUUCUCUUGGUCCUGUGCCCCAAGCUGCGGUGCCAAUAAACACUGUUCCCUUCACUCAGAUGCAGGGUGCAGCCAUGGUACCAGGAGGCAGUGUCAGUCCCACAAUCAAUGGUGUGCCACGGUCCACCUCAAUGCCAGUCAGCCUGUCAUCAGCAUCCCCUGGCACUCAGCCCAGCCCCACGCCUGCCACGGUCCCAUCACCCAAGACCUCCUCCCCCAGCAAGCAGCCUCCCAGGACCACUCCGGUGACCAGCACUUCUACAACUGCCAGUGCCAGUGUGACCCCAAACACCUCCAGCAGCAUCAGUCCCACUCCUGGUGGCACCACUCAGGCACCCAAGCCUGCCCAGAGCCCGGAGAAGACCCAGGAAAAGACUGGCUUUAUGUCUCGCAUAUUCAGCAGGAAAGAACAGGACCCACCGAAGGAGACAAUUCUAGUGCCAGAUGGGGUUGCAGUCGCUGGUGAACCUGUGUCUGUGGAUGACUUUGUUCCUGACGGUGGCAGACUGGACCAGUCUUUCCUGAAUGAUGUGGCUUCAUUAUCUAUUAAAGAAUCAUCACCUGUACUGGUUGAGGAAGAGAGUGAAGAUGAGUGUGAUGGAAAUCCAAUGGUAUCAGGCUUCCAAGUUGAUCUUGACCCAGAUGACCUUCAGAUGGGGUCAGGGGUGGGUGUGGGGCUUGAGGAGGAGGAGGAGGAGAGUAAGGAUGAGUCUGGGUAUUGUGAGGAAAGAAAUACUACUGGCAGUGCAAAACUUGUUCAUUGUGGUUUAGCAGAUUUGGAUCUGGACAGCUUGGAUAGCGAAGACGUCAUAAGAACUAGUAAAAAGAGCUUGAAUGUCACAAGUUCCUCUGAAAGUGAUGUUCAGAGUCAACAGACCAGUUUCCUGGGGUCUGAUGCUGAUCCAUUUAGCUUGAAGCAGACCAAGACCCCAAGCAGCAUGGGUGGGCUGAAGGAGAAGGAGGGGGACGAGAAAGUGGACCACCUAGAUGACUGGCUGAAUUCAGAGGAGAGCACUAUCGUUAACCCUUAUGUCUCUACAUCCAGCAUGAUGCCAGAGGGAGUUGCCCUUGAGGAUUCUGAUGCUGAGGAAGGUCCACUGCCUGAGGGCUCCCAGGUCCUGGAGAAGGUGGGUCCACAUAGCUGCAGCACGUCCAGGAGUGACAGUCCUCUUGAGUCUGCUGAGCGCAAGAAGAAGCAAAAAAGGAAAGAUAAGGAGAAAAAGGAAAAGGAUGAUGAUAAAUCUGUCAGAAAACAUAAGAAGAAAAGUAAAGAUAAAGAUAAGGAGAAGGAAAAAGAAGGCGAGAAGAAGAAGAAGAAAAAGAAGAGAGACAAGGAUAAAGAUGAUUUGGAAGAGUUCUUCAGCGGUUCACCUGAAAAAGAGUUUGACGAGGCCUAUGAAGCCAUCUAAUCUUGCCUUUAUUUGGUCAUGGCGUCUAAUCCAAAAAUUUUGUAUGUGCAUAAUGAGAGUUUUUACCCCGAGUGAAUGUUUUGUAAGUAACUUAAUCAAAGACUAAGUGAAUUGUCUUCUGCUCUUCUCUCCUUAGCCUGCCUCAUCUUCAUUAUUGAAAGCAUGAUUAGUUAAAUAGUCUUAAAGGUUCAGACCUGAGAAUUUUCAUGAGGUUUGAUUUAAUAUCUUUAAAAUACAGUUUAUAUGCAAUAUGUAACUUAUACCAGAUUAAUGCUGACAAGACUAUAGCAGUCCAUCUCCAGUCACAUGUUCAUUGUGGAAUCUCACAAGAUUUCCCAAUUCUCAAGAUGCAUCAUAGUGUCAUAAUCUGUACUAGAAUUAUAAGGCAAAUACUUUUCAAAAAUUUUUUUCAUACUCAUGUCAUCACUUCAACAUUUUGCACCUGUUGUAUUCUGCAGAACCAAGUGGAUUUUUCUGUAGGAAUCGUAACGUUUUUGACAAUAAUAUAAUAAUAUUUAUUUCAUAGCAGUUUCUUACGAGUUGCUGGCUGAAUACUGAAGAAAAUAAUCAGAUGGAUAAGACUAAGUGAGAGUUUUGGGUUUUAUGAAACUGAUAAGCAGCAGCAGAUAUCAGAGUCUUUUAGUGAAGUAAUGUAUGGUGUAAGUGGCAUAAGUUUAAAGCAGUUAUGUUUACAAUCACGUAUAAAGAAAAGUGGACAAAAAAAAUCCUGCUGGUGUUGGUGCUGGCAGCCUGGCAAAACUUGUCACAUUUUGCCUGUUGGAACACCAGUGCUGUAUCAAGUUCUUUUUAAAAUGUCUUUGAAGCUUGAUUUCAUUGUUACAUAUAAAUGUUACACCUGAAAGCUUUUAAGUUUUCAUUUAUGCAAAAUGUUUAUAAGUAAAUAAUCAAUACCGUACAUUAUCGUGGGGUGUUAUGCGUAAUGUCAGGCUAAUUACUUUUUUAUUCGCACCAUGUGAUUGAAGCUUCUUGAUUCACUGCAUUGCUUGCUUUGAGGUUCACAUAAACCUAUUUACUGGGAAUGGAGAGGGAAUGGAUUUGUCAUAUUUAUUUUGGUUUGGGCUAAAUGCCUCAUUUAAAAGUAAAUGAUUUUGAAAAAACAAAUGACUUAAAUAAGAACAUUUGUUCAAGAUUUGUAAGCUCUGGGGU
Messenger RNA from Eriocheir sinensis (Chinese mitten crab), 3672 nucleotides. RefSeq names its product rab-like protein 6. The transcript has 14 exons. The record is from RefSeq and is a predicted model, not a curated record. The coding region runs from base 250 to 2505 and encodes 751 amino acids. Lineage: Eukaryota; Metazoa; Arthropoda; Malacostraca; Decapoda; Varunidae. Gene Ontology annotation, cellular component: cytosol; nucleus. Gene Ontology annotation, molecular function: GTP binding.